Messenger RNA from Rotaria socialis, 873 nucleotides. The record is from the annotation of a GenBank genome assembly. NCBI's taxonomy places the organism in Eukaryota, Metazoa, Rotifera, Eurotatoria, Philodinida, Philodinidae.
AUGAACGCACUGACACGUUGCGAAGGAGCCUACAUUGGGCAUGCUAUUGCAUCUCAAUAUGAUCCAUCGAUACACAUGUCAUUAAAUGUUAGUGAUAGUCUUCUUGCUGGUCAAAAAUUUGAUGGACCAGAUAUUUUAUCAAGGCAUUUAUAUUUAUAUCAUACACAAAAAUUUGAAAUCGGUGAAACAACGAAAUAUAUCUACCAAGAAGCAUUGGCAUAUAAUGGUACACAAACAUGCCCUACUCGUGAAAGUUUUCUCUUUGAACAAUCACUUAUUGAUAAGAUGGUUCAGAAAGCUCAUAACAAAUGUGAUGGUCUUACUGCUGGUUGUGGUCCAGCACAUCGUUCAUAUCCACUCGCUUUCUGUCAUUUUAUCUCAGAUGAUGAUUUAUUUGAAUACAGUACAUUAGAAGCACAGUUAACACAUUAUAGCCCACUGGCUGGUCAGGUAGCUGGUAUCGUAAAUGUUAUUUGUCGUUCACUUCUAAAAAAUAAAAGUUGGGACGACGCUGUAGAUUUGGCCUUUGCAACGCCUCGUCUUCAUAAGGAUGUACAGCAAAUAUAUGGUCGUCACCAUCGUUGGGCUUAUCCUGCUGUAGAAACACACGCAGCUUAUGCGCCAACAGUACUGAAUAAUGCAUUGCAUCAUGUUGCUACAUCGAAGAAUGCACCUCAAGCGAUGGCAAAAGCUGAUGGCAAAGAGAAGUUUUAUUCUCUACCAAUUGUUGGUGUAUUAGCUGGUGCCCGUUGGGGUACACCAACAGAAGUAUUUAAAGAUAAUAUUGAUAAUUCAAAAUUAAAACGUCUUCGUGACGCAGCUGCUAAGUUAAGCUCUUUUUGGAAAGAAAAUAAUGGACAUGUGUAUGCUUAA